Effrenium voratum is the source of this 1063-nucleotide messenger RNA. The record is from the annotation of a GenBank genome assembly. Lineage: Eukaryota; Dinophyceae; Suessiales; Symbiodiniaceae.
GGAAGGCACACCGGAGCACCUCCGCACCGACCUGCACUUCGCGGACCUCCGGCUCUCCAAGCCGCUUCUCAGGGCUUGUUCUGAGCUGCAGUUCCAGUGUCCAACGCCCAUCCAGAGGGACGUUAUCCCGCUGGCACUGAAGGGCUCUGACAUUUUGGCCACCGCCGAGACAGGCUCCGGCAAGACGGCCUCCUUCCUGUUGCCCACCUUGGAGCGCUUGUGCCAAAGCAGCAGCGUGCGCGCACGGCGUCGAGAUGCCGCGGGGCAGCUCAUCCUAGGACCAGUGGGCACCAAGGCGGUGGUCUUGAUCCCCACGCGGGAGCUCGCUGUGCAGUGUCACGCGAUGCUGCAAAACCUGGCCAAGUACACACUGGUCACCUACCAACUUGUUGCUGGAGGGUAUGUGGCGCACGACCAGGCGGCGUCGUUGCGGCACCAGCCGGAUUUGGUGGUGGCCACACCUGGCCGGCUGCUGGACCAUUUGAUGAACUCCCAGUCCGUUCACAUGGAGCUGCUGGAGAUCGUGAUCUUCGACGAAGCGGAUAGGCUGCUGGAGAUGGGCUUCCGGCAAGAGUGCCUGGAGGCCGGCCGAGACGCGACGAUGCUAUUCUCCGCCACCAUGAACGCUUCGGUGGAGGAUCUCGCGGGUUUGGCGCUGAUCAAGCCGGAACGAGUCCAUGCGAGCCCCGUGAACGCCGUGGCGCAGACGCUGGAGCAGGAGUUUGUGAAGGCGCCCAGCGCGGAGCUGAGAGAGGCAGCCCUCUUGAGCCUGGUGUCGCGGAACUACGACUCCAAGGUCAUCGUCUUCUGCUCCACGAAGCAGGUCGCCCAUCGCCUGGCCAUCAUCUUCGGCCUGUGCCGCCUCAAGUUCGCGGAGAUCCAUGGGGAGCUCUCGCAGGGCGAGCGCGCUGCUUCUUUGCAGAGCUUCCAGAGCAACAAGGCAGACUUCCUGAUUGCCACAGACAUUGCAUCUCGCGGCUUGGAUCUGCCGAACACGAAGACCGUGAUCAACUUCCAGUUGCCGGCGGAUGUCACCCGCUACAUCCACCGCGUUGGCCGAACU